Molecule: messenger RNA, 1185 nt
Organism: Salvia splendens (bonfire salvia)
Lineage: Eukaryota; Viridiplantae; Streptophyta; Magnoliopsida; Lamiales; Lamiaceae
Product: putative F-box protein At1g33530
Exons: 2
Coding region: 257-1156 (299 amino acids)
Source: RefSeq, a predicted model, not a curated record
UGCGAAUUUAUACCUAAAUUUUGAAAGGCUCACGUCUUGAGCUCUUUUUUUCCCGAAAUUUCUCUUUUAAAAGUUUUGCAAUUCUGCUCUAAACAGAACAAUUCCCGCACCGCAUCGCAUUUGCAUCUCUUGUUGUGGACUCGAAACCCUCUGGUGACCCGUCAGUUUCUCUCUGGUUCCGAACACAAGGUAUUAAUGAAGAUCACUAACUUUUUGGAAGGGGAUUCUGCUAUAUGUGAGUCUUGAGUGUGGCAUAAUGAAUAAAAGUGCCCCUACUGCACUCAGAAGAAGUAAUCGACUUGCCAAAAGGGAUCAUUUAGCUUUAAGAAAAGAGCAGAAACGAAAAGAUAGGCAUGUAGCUGUAAGAGAAGAACGAAAAGAGAGAGAUAUUUCGUUAACAACCAAGGAAGAUAGUGUUAAGACGGGCAAGUGUGUUCUUAAAUCAUGGCGCCAUCCGAUGGAGGGGGAUGAGUUUGCGAUGUCGUAUACUCCCAAACCAGGCCUGACUUUUGUUCAUCAGGACCUGGAAAAGGGAUACACUGUCCGCGAUGAGGCCUUAAAGCAACUCUUCCGAUUUGGUUUACCUUCUCACCAUCUAUCUUCUGGUGCUCACUCGUGUGUUCGAAUUGCUUCAGCUAAUGGUUUGAUUUUGGUGUGGGAUCCAUUCUCUAACAUUCUAUUUAUAUGCAAUCCAAUGACUCGUGAGUAUGUCGAGCUCCCUCCUCUAUCUAAAGACCCAAUUACUUGCUUUUUUGGAUUUGGAGUGAGCAGAACAAGUGGCCAGUAUAAGAUUUUAUGUGUUGAUGUCCGUAGUUGUUAUGUAUACACUCUAGGAAGAGGUGCAGGGCUGUGGAGAAGCAUCGCACCAGCACCAUCACUAGGCAUUGGUUCACUGUAUCUUGGUUAUGCUACAUUUUUUAAUGGAAAUCUUCACCGGUUGGCAUCGGAUUCGGAAGAAAAUUACUCUGUUUGUUGCUUUGAUUUGGAAACUGAGCUCUUUACUAGAAUUUCAUAUCCUUGUGAUUAUAUUGCCAAUAGAUAUGGCAACAGGUGUGUGUAUAUUUUGGAUGGUCGACUAUGUUUAUACAAUAUUUUAGAUUGGUGUCAUGUCAUUGUUUGGAAGAUGAACAACUAUGGGAUGAUAAUUUUUGGAUAGAGGAAUAUAGCUUUGACUUACCCAUAAAA